This is a messenger RNA of Fusarium tjaetaba, 2025 nucleotides long. RefSeq names its product dynactin arp1 p62 subunit RO-2. The transcript has 3 exons. The record is from RefSeq and is a predicted model, not a curated record. The coding region runs from base 1 to 2025 and encodes 674 amino acids. NCBI's taxonomy places the organism in Eukaryota, Fungi, Ascomycota, Sordariomycetes, Hypocreales, Nectriaceae. Gene Ontology annotation, cellular component: dynactin complex.
AUGAUAGAUCCCCCACCAAACUGGCUGGUUCUUCACAGUGGCAUUACAGCUCAAGUCACUAGCACCGAUCUUCCCGCCUUAGCCAUAUUUCUCGACGACGGUGCUGAUCAUUCCGAUGACAUCCUGUCCACCCAAGUUGAGAUCGGCGUUCACAUUGACCGCGGUAGCCUCGAUUCCGAAUGCACAGGUACCCAAGGUCAACGAUGCGGCUUCCAAACAACGAGACGUUUCCACAAGGUGCCAGCAUCUCCCUCAAUAUUCUUGAUAAUGGUUCGGCAAUCCUUAACUAAAAACAAAGACCCCAGUUUCAAGACAGCUCCCUUGCCAACUUCAACCCGAGUCUGCCAAACUCCACGACCUUGCACUGCCAUGGCGCUCGUGAUACCUUACACGUACAUCCAAUGUCCGUGUUCCGACAACUCUCCCCCCGAUCUCCCCCAAGCGCGUCAAUCACAAUCCUCCGACGAACGAACCUUUGACCCCCGCGAUCCUCGCUCAAACUACAGCCUCUACCCUCUCGAGUACCUCCUCUACUGCGAAGACUGCCAGCAAAUACGAUGUCCGCGAUGUGUGAACGAGGAGGUCGUUACAUAUUACUGCCCAAACUGUCUGUUUGAGGUUCCCAGUAGUAACUUGCGCAGCGACGGGAAUAGAUGUACCCGAAGCUGUUACCAAUGUCCCGUGUGUAUCGGCCCUGUCCAGGUUAUGGAAACACCCGUGGAGAGAGACCAGUCACACCCUGGCGCCGACAUCCCAGGACCUCAAUAUGCACUGUAUUGCCAGUACUGCAACUGGUCCUCCACCGAGAUAGGCAUCAAGUUUGACAAGCCUAACGGUAUUCACUCGCAGCUCUCAAAGAUAAAUAAUGGAGGAGAUCUCAAGCUCACAGCGAAGGAACUCAAGGAGCGUCGCAAGGAGAACCCAGAUGAGCCACCUCUUGCCGAUAGCGAUGUCGAUACAGACCUUCAAUAUGCCAAUUUGAAGUCAUUCUACCAGUCGCAGCUCGCAGACACAAAUGCUGCCGCGAGCGGUAUAUCUCCGCUUAACGACACUACUGGCUAUGGAUCACCCGCAGCGUCGUUGUCUCGUAUCAUGGCUAUGUACACUGGUCACGGACAUGCCCGCAAGCGCAAUGGUCCUUCAGAUGUGAUGCGUGAAGCUCUCUCGGCAGAGGAAGGUCUCAAGUUGGCUGAUCUGGAUGAAUCAGCUCAGAUUAAGAAACUGCACCAAGAGGGGUGGGAUGCUACGGCUACCAAACAGCAGAACCUCGAACAAGCAGAGGCUCAGAGAUUCCAGGAUGGUCUACGGCCUAUCCCACAUCUUCUCAGAACAAAGCGGUCUAAGCGUUGCUCUGUGUGCCGGCAUAUUAUUUCCAAGCCAGAAAACAAGGUCACGUCAACACGGUUCAAGAUCAGACUUGUCGCAAAGGCGUAUAUCCCUACGAUCACCAUCAAGCCUCUCAACCCCACAGUUGGAAUAGUCCCUACGACGCAGCGGCCUCAUAUUCUAGAAGAGCGACCGCUCAAGCCCCUCACCCCGCAUCAUUACAUUAUAACCUUCAAGAACCCUUUGUUCGAUGGAAUCAAGGUCACACUUGCUACGCCGAACAUUACGCCUGGCAGAUUCUCCAGCAAAGUAACUAUUCUGUGUCCUCAAUUUGAUAUUGAUGCAAACACAGACAUGUGGGAUGAUGCUCUGAAGGACGAUGACAGAGACAAGAAGCGGAAAGGUGAAGAGAGCAGUGGUCAGCCUGAAGCCGGUAAGAUUUGGGAGCGAGGGCGCAACUGGGUCAGCAUCAUCUUGGAAGUGGUUCCCGCUUCACUACGACUCGACGGUCAAAAGGACAAGAGUCCAUUGAAGGAGGAUGAGGAUAUUCUAGAGAUACCCAUGUUUGUGAGGAUGGAGUGGGAGCCUGAUUCCCAACAAGACGUCGGUACAGCAUCUGCAAAGGAAAAGGAUGCUCAGGAGAGGAGGGAGCUGGCUUAUUGGUGUGUGCUUGGAGUUGGCCGCAUCAGUCACGAUUGA